GUCGUCAAGAAUCGUUAACGUCGUUGACGGAGAAAAAGCCCUAGCUUCCCCAUGUUAGAAGUUCUCCCUCCCUCCUCAUGUGCGACUAAAGCACCUUGCGCGCCUUCGUUUUCCAUCUCAUCUCAGACGGCGAGGGAGGUGUAGAGGCGGACGGCUAUGGGCUAUAAUUUCGUACUAUAGUGGUUGUUGUGGUUGAUUGUGUCGCAUUGGAGUCUGAUAGGAGCUUAAUGAAGAUUUGGGGAUCUGGUGGUGGUAUUCAGAUGAUAGGUGAGAGACGAGAUUUUUUAAGGUACUUUGCGAAAGGAAGAGGAAAAGAGAGCUUCAAGUAUAAAAAAGAUAAUUUCUCUUUUGAGAUAAGUUCAGUCUAUUUGAUCUCUUAUUUUCAAUUCUUGCAUAUUGAUGAUAAAUUUAUGUUCAUUAUUUUAAAUCGUUAGAUCGUGAAUCUGGAGUUUUGGUUAAUUUUAUAUGAUUUCUAUUAAGUUUUCAACUGAUUAUACAUUAUUUUUUUGGUCCAGUCAGGUCAUUAUACUGAUUGAAUAUGGUUUUGUUAGAUGGGUACUUGAAAAUCAAGUUCUUGGUCAAUCUACUCUUCAAGUGGCCAGAAUUUAGGUUCUGCUUUAACUUGAAUGGAAGAAAGGACUUAAAAAAUCCAUGAGAAAUUGAAGAGGAUCCAAGAGAGGAACUCAAAGGAGAGCACGAGCGGAGGAAAAAAAGGAAUCUGAGAGAAAUUAAAGAGAUUUUCUUUUCUGAAUUGAAAAUUUUUGAGACUCUAGAUUAAAAAAACUGGGUAUUUCUUUAGUAUUUUUUUGUGACUUCGGAAAUCAUUUUGUAUUUGGCUAGAUGUGCCUUUUGUGAUGAGGUGGAGGAAAAUGCUAUUCACCUGUAAACAUUGUAAAGUGGCUUUUAGAAUUUGGAAAGAAUGUUUCAUGGUAGGGGAUUGAGUUUGUCAUUGCAGGAUGCUGUUCUGAUGCAUUUCAUCAACAUGGGCACAUUUUCAAAAAUAUUGUUUGGCUUGCUGUUAUCUCGACUCAUUGGAUUUUCAAAAAUAACAAGUGGUUCAAAGAUAUUGAGUUUGCUGAGAAUAGAAUGUUUGAUAUCAUUUAGGUGUCAUAUUGGUUGAUAAACCCAGUGGAGGGGAAGAGCAUGUGAUGUUAUGUUGUUAAGGAGUGGGAAGUGACCGUAUUCUUAAUUGUGAAUGAAUUGUAAUGUUUUUGUUAAGGUUUUGAGUAUCCCUUGUCUUUGGACUCAAUAUAAUAAAUAAAGUUUAUUACCAUUCAAGAAAAAAAAAAUGUUAUUAACUUGUCUUGUAUCGUAGAGUGGUACAAGUGUACAACUGCAAGCAUUCUUUAUUAUUAAUAAAAUUUCAUCCUAUUU
Rubroshorea leprosula is the source of this 1374-nucleotide messenger RNA. The record is from the annotation of a GenBank genome assembly. NCBI's taxonomy places the organism in Eukaryota, Viridiplantae, Streptophyta, Magnoliopsida, Malvales, Dipterocarpaceae.